Amoebophrya sp. A25 is the source of this 1245-nucleotide messenger RNA. The record is from the annotation of a GenBank genome assembly. NCBI's taxonomy places the organism in Eukaryota, Dinophyceae, Syndiniales, Amoebophryaceae.
CUUUACCAGCGUUUGGAGGGUGCAUCUAUCAAUCUGCGAGGACCAUAGGUAGCGUCUAGUAUCUGUGAGAGUGAAUCGUGGUCCUACAGUGAUAACGCAUUUCGAUGAACAUGAAAAGAAGGCGAGAAGCAUCUUCCCUUUGUUAAGCGCGGUCGUGUAUGUCGGUAGGUAUGUGUUAUCCACCGUUGUCUGUGCUAUUUCUUUGUCUGCUACUAUUACUGAGUCAGUGAUUGACUCGUCCUGCUACCGAGGACAUGGUGGCUGUCAACUAGUAUCCAGUUGCUCGAGUACUGGUUUGGUGGACGUAAAGUCUUAUAGAGUCGAAUUGAAGACUGUCACUGUCACAGUCAUUGAGACUGUUGAGUGACUGCAUUGAUCAUACUUCUGCUUGAGGACGAGGAAGGAACAGAUACUAGAUCUUUGACUUGGCGUGCCUGUUUCGCACUUAUUCGGACGCUAGCAUGGCGUUUUGGGUAAUAGUAUAACUGGCGCUAAGUCAACUAAGAACUGCGCAAAAACGGCCACUAUUGUCGCCUCCUCGUUCUGGAAGUGCUCCGCUUCGCGGCUUUUGCUACUUGCUUCCUCUUGGUUUUUCUGUCUUUUGGUUUCUUUUCAUGUGAUUCCCCGCGCCCCUCCGGGUGUGGCUGACUACGUGAAUCGAGAAAACUGGCACCAUUGCGCCGCUCUGAAAUAUAUCAUGCGCCGCGCCAGCUCAAAGUGCGAAGACGUGAUCGCGACGGGGAUCGCGGACGACGCAGAUUUUAGAGACGAGUACGCGGUCGAGGGCAGCAAGAAAGGCGAUGAGUUGGCCCGUAACGCCAAGCACAGCAAGCUGGGCGCACAGUUUCGGCAUGGGUUCUACGAUGGGCGAGGUCACAGGGCAGUUGUACUCCGCGAUUUGAAAGCCUGCGCAGAAGUUCUAGCUGCGUAUGAGGGGAUGAGGAAAAGUGGAACUGGACCUGCGUGCUGCGUUCAGUAGCGGCAAGGUUAUGAUCUUAAGAAUACAAGAACAAUUUCAAAGCUUCCUCAUUCCUCCACGAGAUCAUCAUGAGCGUUCACUGAAAAGACAGCCCAAGAGCGAGAAGAUAGUACUUCUGCCGUUGCAUGAGGAGUUUUUUCCUCCUGGCAGCACCGCUGGUUUCUUUCUGUUUGAUUACUUAAUGGCCACGCAUCAAAGACAGACGCAUGUUGACUUUGACACAUGAAAGCUAGAAAUCGGCAGAAACCAAGUCCUCCUGUACGAAC